AUGGAAGAACCCGUGGGGGCUCUCUUGCCAAAUGAGCUAUCUGCCUCGGCCACAGAGCCGAAAAAGCAUGCCGCAUGCGACGAGUGCAGGAAACGAAAGCUCAAAUGCUCGGGAGAACCCAGCGGCUGCUCCCGCUGCAUAAAGCAGUCAAUAAUAUGCAAUUAUUCAGUACAGAAGCCUAUGGGUCGACCGCCCAAGAAACGCGCGCGGGCGGCGGACGAUGCGGGGGAAUUCUCUAUACACCGCAAUAACAUCUGGCCCAGUCCAGAAGAUACUCCGCCAGAUUCUUGUCCUAUGGGAACGGAUUUGGCAGUGGCAACGGAUGCGCAGCAUCUCUGCCCGCAAUUUUUUGUCCACCAUGGUGGUCCGUCGCCGCCGGCACAACUCGAUUUACUCGCACGAGACGAGGACCACAACCAUACUUGGCGCCCAGAACGUUUGAGAAACCCCAAUAUUCCAGUUCCUGUGUCUUCAAGUCCCUGGCCGGACUUCACCGCCGUGUCUGAAGCAACAGCGAUGCCUGUUCCACCGCCAAUAAACUUUCUUAACGCACAUUCCCUCCCUCUUACCCCUCCAAUCACCAACCUCUCCGAUCCCACCAUUCCUCAAUGUACAUGCUUGUCAUAUCUUUACCUCUGCCUCAGCCAUAUAUCAUCGAUUGCCUCCUUCCCCGUCAGCUCUCAUACUUUAUGCUCCUUAUACAUCGCAGCCAGAACCGCGCAGGACGUGAUCCGCUGCGAAGCCUGCCCCAAAAAUUUCGCUACGGGUGUUCAGAAUGUCAUGUUCACCGGCACCCUCCUUACUAUCGUCGCAGACGCUUGGCUACGAGUUUUUAACAGUGACCCUGUCGAACUCGGAAUACAGUCAGCUCCACCAGAAUUUACGAGCAAAGUAAUGCAGUGUGCCAAUCCUGCAGAGGGCUGGAAGAUCUGGCUCCGUCAGAUCGUUCGUCGUGCUGUAGUUGGUGGCCACCUCCCGGCAGAGGCUGAGACGCGUUGCACAGGCCACCGCGACCUCCUGUCCCUGAUCAAAGAAGUCGAGAACCGCCAGCGGCGCUGGCAUGCGCCUGGGCAGCACCCGUGCACUGGAUACAACCCUAUGAGUUCCACGGCUGUCAGUGAUAGCCCGAAUGGAGAAGACAAUCCUCGCGAUGAAAAGGAGCUUUUGUGUUUACGUGUCGUCGGGAGCGCACGAGCGGUCCUCUCAAAAUUCAACUUUGAGCCUCAUGAUUUUCCCGAAGGCGUUAUACCAGACGAUCUGAAGCUCAAGUCGCCCUAA
This is a messenger RNA of Penicillium canariense, 1278 nucleotides long. Its product is annotated as Zn(II)2Cys6 transcription factor rglT. The record is from RefSeq and is a predicted model, not a curated record. Gene Ontology annotation, molecular function: DNA-binding transcription factor activity, RNA polymerase II-specific; sequence-specific DNA binding; zinc ion binding. Gene Ontology annotation, cellular component: nucleus. The coding region runs from base 1 to 1278 and encodes 425 amino acids. The transcript is spliced from 2 exons. Gene Ontology annotation, biological process: positive regulation of transcription by RNA polymerase II. NCBI's taxonomy places the organism in Eukaryota, Fungi, Ascomycota, Eurotiomycetes, Eurotiales, Aspergillaceae.